UCAUCGGAAAUAAUUGUUCAUAGCACAGCUUUAAACUUUAGAUUUGGACUGACAUGUGUUGUUUACAUGUGUGUGCUUAGCUUGUCCAAAGGCAGUAAACCCAAUCCCAUUCCAAGGUUCUGAACUGCGCCUGUGUGGGAAGCUACAGAUGAAUGAGGAUUAUGCCUCAGCACUGAAACAAACCAAACAUACAAAUACACUCACUACACUCUUGCCAUCUCGUGUCUCUGAUGACCAUUAAACAUGAGUGUUGCAGGGAUUCACCGUGGAUUUCUCAGAAAGUAUGGUGGCUUUAUGUUUAAACAAUGGAAGCAGAGGUAUCUCAUUUUGACUGCUGACGGCUGUUUGCUGAUGAGUCGCGAUGCAGUGUCCCCUCCGGACCACAUGGUGGCGUUGCAGGGGGGUUGUGAGGCCAUUGUGGAGGGCAGGGAGAUCCUGGACCUACCCAAGCUGCCCUCUGGAGGACGAAGGGACUGCUGCUUUGCACUGAUCCUACCUCAGGAGAAGUUCCUGCUGCUGCUGGCUGAUAAUGCAGAGAACUGCAGCCAAUGGGUCAACAUGCUGAAGAAAGUACGAGAGUGUGUAUCAUCACCUGUGUACUCCUGUCGACGCCAUCAUGCUUUGACCCCAUGCAUCACCGACAGAGACCCUCUCCCAGACCCCAUUAAUGACAGAGAUCCUCCAACACCACCACUCAGUGACAUGGAGGUUUUAUCUCCUACACCAAACUCUCCUACACCAAACUCUCCUGGACCAAACUCUCCUGGAUCAAACUCUCCAGGGCCAAACUAUCCUGGGCCAAAUUGUUCUGGGCCAAAAUCUCCAGGGCCAAUUUAUCCUGGGACAAACUCUCCUGGGCCAAACUAUCCUGGACCAACCUAUCCUGGGCCAAACUCUCCUGGACCAAACUAUCAUGGACCAACCUAUCCUGGGCCAAACUCUCCUGGGCCAAACUAUCCUGGACCAGCCUAUCCUGGGCCAAAUUCUCCUGGACCAAACUAUUCUGAGGCAACCAUAGAUGACACUCCACAAAAGGAUAAAGGCAACAAGUCUUCUCGCAUGAAGAGGAACAAAGGGAGCAGUCGUUCAGUGGGCUGUCUGCGCCAUGGCAACAGCCAUGAUGUCCGGGCAGUGAGGGCUGUUUAUUUGCUGACAGGCGGGACUGCUGCUUCCUCCGCUAUGGGCUACUUGGGUGCCUGCCCUCCUGUCAGUGCUGACGUAAGACCUUGUGACCUGCCACCCACCACAGACUACUCUGACCUGGGCCCAGCCGGAACUUACCACUCCUGCAACCAGAAUGUUGACUCUCCUCACUUCCACAGCUUUGACUUUGAGGGGGCAGACUCUGACUUUGAAGCAUUCGACUGUGGGGGGUUUUCAUUUUAGGGGGAGUGAUGACAUUUGAUGUCUACGUUGUAUUUACAUUGUAGAAAUCGUCUCUUGUUUUCUUUUUCUCUUUCACCCAUCGAGCAUUACUUUUCUGAUCAUUGAUACGUUGUCUAUUUGUUUCCUCUUUUUUUCCUCUUCCAACGACUGCAGAAACUAAAAACCCAAACUUUCGCUACACUCUCUAUUGACUUCUGUUUGACUGUGCAUGUGACUAAUUAAUAAUUUGACUUCACUAACAUGAAGGUAUGUUCCUUUCCAUCCAAUAAAAAUACAAAGACAAAACACCUGUUAUUGCUUCCCUCUUUGUUAGUCAUAUGUGCUGAUAGAAAACGUGGGAGCUCCAUAUGAUGUUAUGUUUGAUUUAUUGGUUUCAACCUAGUCUCUGGAUGUGGACAGAUCAUGGCUUUUUUCAUAGUCCUACUGUUUGUAUUGUCAUGUAAUCAUACCUUCUCUUUUCAACGAUUUGCCCCACACCUCCUUGGAUUUUUCUCUGCAAUGUGUUAGCUGAGAGGAUUUAUAUUUUGUUGGUUAAAUGUGGCUUAAUAAAAUGC
Esox lucius (northern pike) is the source of this 1940-nucleotide messenger RNA. RefSeq names its product splicing factor, arginine/serine-rich 19-like. The transcript has 5 exons. Lineage: Eukaryota; Metazoa; Chordata; Actinopteri; Esociformes; Esocidae. The record is from RefSeq and is a predicted model, not a curated record. Gene Ontology annotation, cellular component: membrane. The coding region runs from base 244 to 1386 and encodes 380 amino acids. Gene Ontology annotation, biological process: regulation of cell differentiation.